GCAGCAAGCUUCAAACCAAUUAACCCUAAUUAACACAAGUCACGUGACCCACUUCCACGAGUCAAAAAAGGACGUGCUGUUUCUGAGACCAAAACCGUACAAGACCCAAAACAUCUAAAUCAUAAGGAGAUGUGGAAUUAUCAUUGUGCAAAACUUUGUUUGAUUGCUUUAUUUUUUGCUGUCAUGGCUCAGCACUGUUGCUGUUUCUCAAAGAAAACACCCGAGCAGCUCGUGCUGCCCAGAGUCACCUGCUCUGGUCGGAGGAUGAGAGCUGUUUUUGGUCCACUGGUCAAAAGUAACAUCCAUGUUAAAGACAUGACAGGGGCCAGAAUCCCAGUGCUUCAAUCUGAGGGGUCCUGUGGAGUGAGACUGGGCAGAGAGAAAAACCAGAGCCUCUCCUUCUACAGCAGAUAUGACAGUUGCUACGCACAUAUUGAGAGCAGCAAAGUGGUCAUCCCUCUGCAGGUACAGCUGACGGGAAAGGAUCAUCGAUGGUUCGGGGUAAAUAUCAGCUGUCCUCUGAUAAAGAGACGCAGCGGCAGGACUCAACUUAUCCCAACACUGUUACCUGGAACCUGUGACACAGAACGAGCUCUGCGAGUGGACUGUGGCCACCAAAGCAUUUCUAGUGAUGCCUGCCACAAACUGGGCUGCUGCUACGACGCUCCCGAUUUAAACUGCUACUACAGACUCAAUGCCUGCUCUCUGGAUGGACACUUUGUGUUCUCAGUAAUGGCCACGGACACAGACCAACCAAUCGAUCCCAGCAGCCUCAUAGUCAAGGAUCAGCCACAGUGUUCCCCUGUGGUCACCACCCCAGACACGGCCAUCUUCAAGAUCGGAGUCAUGGACUGUGGUGCAAAGAUGAAGGUAGAUGGAGAUGUGAGGAUCUAUGAGGUGGAAGUGGAGGAGCUGCAGACUCAAAGUAUAACCAAACAUUCUCCAUUCAGUCUCCAGGUCCAGUGUGAAUACGACGCAUCACAUUUAAAGCGUGCGGCAGACUUGCGGUCCUUGUACGCAGUGACCAACCCGCCGCCCGUGGUUGGACUGGGAACCAUCAGAGUGCAGAUGAGAAUAGCCAAAGACGCAUCCUUCACAUCCUUCUUUCCUGAGGACCAGCUUCCUCUAACCAUCCCCCUGCGCAAAGCUGCAUAUGUGGAGAUUUCCAUCUCUCAGCCGUCCCCAGACCCCACGCUCUCCCUACGUGUUCGGGAUUGCUUUGCCUACCCUGCGUCUAGACACUCUGUGUGGACGCUUCUCUAUGACGGAUGUCCAAACCCUUUGGACAACAUGAGAAGCUCAUUACCUGUGAACAACCAGGGGAAGACCACCUCCCACUCCCAAGUCAGGAGGUUUGAUGUCAAGACCUUUGCCUUCUUGGACCCUCACACAGGCCAUCCAAGUGUGGAGGAAAUGUACUUCUACUGUUGGGUGGAAAUCUGCACAGAUGACUGUGCGCAGCGUUGUGCCAUCAUUUCGUCCGAGGGCGAGAGACAGAGAAGAGAGGCGAUGUCUGAGUCCGACCAGGUCCAGCUGGUCUCUCUAGGGCCGCUGCUGCUGGGACAGAACGGCACUCAACUGGAGGACAAUCCAUGUGUGAAACAGAAGACAAUGUUUCAGGUGACAGUGUAUGUUCUCUCUGGCGUUGGUGCCGCCCUGCUAUUGGUCCUGAUGUUCGCUGCGUGGUCAAACAUCAGAAAGAAGCAGAAGCCAGAAACACAGCCGGUCUGCGAGGCACAAGUUGACAGUGAACGAUCUCAAUAAAGCAUUUCAUCGC
Sebastes umbrosus (honeycomb rockfish) is the source of this 1777-nucleotide messenger RNA. RefSeq names its product zona pellucida sperm-binding protein 4-like. Bases 130 to 1764 code for a protein of 544 amino acids. NCBI's taxonomy places the organism in Eukaryota, Metazoa, Chordata, Actinopteri, Perciformes, Sebastidae. The transcript is spliced from 12 exons. Gene Ontology annotation, cellular component: egg coat. The record is from RefSeq and is a predicted model, not a curated record. Gene Ontology annotation, biological process: prevention of polyspermy; binding of sperm to zona pellucida. Gene Ontology annotation, molecular function: acrosin binding; structural constituent of egg coat.